Molecule: messenger RNA, 942 nt
Organism: Tuber melanosporum (Perigord truffle)
Lineage: Eukaryota; Fungi; Ascomycota; Pezizomycetes; Pezizales; Tuberaceae
Exons: 1
Coding region: 104-802 (232 amino acids)
Biological process (GO): pyrimidine nucleotide biosynthetic process; 'de novo' pyrimidine nucleobase biosynthetic process; pyrimidine ribonucleoside biosynthetic process
Cellular component (GO): cytoplasm
Molecular function (GO): orotate phosphoribosyltransferase activity
Source: RefSeq, a predicted model, not a curated record
AUCGCCAACCAGAAGUCCAGUAGAACCCAACAACAGCCACCACCACCACAGCCCCUUCUCAAGAAGUGAGAAAAAAAAGAAACAAAAAAAACCCCCCCCUCUAAUGUCAUCCAAAUCCCCAGAAACUCUCCCCCUCUUCAAGCAAACCUUUCUGCAAACCCUACUACAGUCCAAAAUCCUAACAUUCGGCACCUUCACUCUAAAAUCCGGGCGGGAGUCGCCCUACUUCUUCAAUGCGGGCCUAUUCAACACAGGCAGCCUCCUCACCUCGCUGGGCGCGGCAUACGCGAACACGAUACACACGAGCGCCAGUCUCCCGCCCUUUGACGUGGUCUUUGGGCCGGCGUACAAGGGUAUUCCCCUGGCUACCAUUACACUAGCGAAGCUGUACGAGUUGGCACCGGAGAAGUAUGCUGGUGCUGGGUAUGCGUUUGACAGGAAGGAGGUUAAGGAUCAUGGAGAGGGGGGCCGGAUGGUUGGUAUGGGGCUGAGGGGGAAGAGGGUGCUCGUUGUUGAUGAUGUUAUUACUGCUGGGAUGGCGAUCCGGGGCGCGGUCUCGGCGAUUGAGGAGGCUGGGGGUAUGGUGAUUGGGAUCGUGGUUGCCUUGGAUAGGAUGGAGAGAAUUGGGGGCGUGGGGGCGGAGGACAGGAAGGGGAGUGCCAUUAUGGAGAUUAAGAAGGAGAUGGGGGUUGAGGUUUUAGCUAUUUUGAAUUUGGACGAGUUGAUUGUGGGCGUUACGGAUGAGGGCAGUAGGGAGAGAAUGUUGGAAUAUAGGAGGAAAUAUGGGGCCAUUGGGGAGUAGAUGCACUUGCUGGCUUUCGCCGGAUUGUGGGUAGAUGGGUGGGUGGAAAGUUUUAGCUACGGAUCUUUUUACACGAAAGCGCCUUUUCGGGGCGGAAAGAAGAAAAAACUUCUCAAUGCGAAAUAGAUAUCUAUUCUUUU